AAUUAAAUUCAAAAGACUAUCUUGGGUGGGAAGAAAGUUCUCAGCAGAGACACAGACCCUGAACACCUCCAACAUGAAGCUUAUUCAUAUUUUUCUGUUACUUCUGUGUUUCUACUUAAGUUUUUGCCAGGUUAAAUGGGGAAGACCCAGACAAGACAUGACAACAAAGAAAACUAAGCUCACUUUAACAUCAGACACCCCUCAAGAGGAUCUGGUGGAGAAAACGUGCUUAGCGAAAAAAUACACACACCUUUCCUGCAGUAAAGUCUUCUGUCACCCGUGGCAAAAAUGCAUAGAGGGGACUUGUGUUUGUAAACUCCCGUAUCAGUGCCCAAAGAAUGGCUCCGUGGUAUGUGCAACCAAUGGGAGAAGCUACCCAACAUACUGUCACCUGAAGAGCGUGGAGUGUAUUUACCCAGGAACAAAGUUUUUAAAUAAUGGAACAUGUCCAGCUGAAGGAAAGUUUAGUGUUUCCUUACAUGGGAAUAAAAACUCAGAGGGAGUCGUUGAAGUAAAACUUGUAGACCAAGAUACAAAAAUGUUCAUAUGUCACAGUAGCUGGAGCAUGACGGAAGCCAAUGUAGCCUGCCUUGACCUUGGAUUUCAACAAGGCGCUCUUAAUACUCAAAGAAGGUUUGGUAUUUCUGAAGAACCUUAUAUAAAUUCCACUGAAUGUCUGCAUGUGCAUUGUUGGGGAUUCGAGACCAGUUUGGCUGAAUGUACUUUUACUAAGAGAAGGACUAAGGAAUCCCAGGAUUUAGCUGGUGUGGUGUGUUACACACAGGACGCAGAUUUACCAACGGAUAAAUCCUUUAGGUGUGUGAACGGGAAAUACAUUGCUCAGAGGAAGGCCUGUGAUGGUGUCAAUGAUUGUGGAGACCAAAGUGAUGAGCUGUGCUGUAAAGGGUGCCGCGGUGACAGUUUCUUUUGUAAAUCUGGUGUUUGUAUUCCAAGCCAGUUUAAAUGCGAUGGUGAAGUGGACUGCCUUUCAGGAGAAGAUGAAGUUGGUUGUGAAGGAGCCAGACAUCCUGCAACUCAAGAAGAAACAGAAAUUUUGACUGAUGAUAUGAAUGAAGAAAGAAAAAGGAUAAAGUCAUCAUUCCCUAAACUAUCCUGUGGAGUUAAAAACAGCCUAAUUCCAUACUUAACUUUUUGUCAAUAUAUUUUAUUUCCCUUCUCACCCCCCCCCUCCCUAUUUUUUCUCUGUUAUAGAGUCACUAGAAGUCACCGUUACCAAAUCUGGACAUCAUUAAUAGACUGGAUAAAACCUAAUGCUGAGACAAAAGUUGAACGGGUGAAUAGGAUUAUUAUCCAUGAAAAAUACAAUGGAAGCACCUACCAGAAUGACAUAGCUUUGAUAGAAAUGAAAGGCUACCCCAAACCGGGGAUUUGUAAGCUGCCUAAAUCCGUCCCUGCUUGUGUCCCCUGGUCUCCAUAUCUAUUUCAACCUAACAGUAGAUGCAUCAUUUCUGGCUGGGGUCGAGAAAAAGAUGACCAAAAAGUCUUUGCCCUUCAGUGGGGUGAAGUUUACCUAAUUGGCAACUGCUCUAAGUUUUAUCAAAAUCGCUUCUAUGAAAAAGAAAUGGAAUGUGCAGGUACAGUUGAUGGUUCCAUCGAUGCCUGUAAAGGGGACUCUGGAGGCCCCUUGACCUGUACGGAUGCCAACAAUGUGACUUAUGUUUGGGGUGUUGUGAGUUGGGGUGAAAACUGUGGCCAACCAGAGUUCCCAGGUGUUUACACCAAAGUAGCCAAUUAUUUUGACUGGAUUAGCUACCAUGUGGGAAGGCCUCUUAUUUCCCAGCAUAAUAUGUAAAAUUGUGAUCCUCCUCUUCUUUCUACUCUUUUUCUUUCAGAAGUUCCAUUUUAAUUGAUAUGAAACUGUAUAUUUAAUUUUUCUCUAGGGGAAAAAAGGAAUCAAAUCUCAUUGGGUAUUUUUAAAGGCCUCUACAAAGUUUACACCAUACUGGAAUUUUGCUGUGUAAUUAUCAAAUAAAUAUUUUGGUUAAGCAUAC
Molecule: messenger RNA, 2012 nt
Organism: Otolemur garnettii (small-eared galago)
Lineage: Eukaryota; Metazoa; Chordata; Mammalia; Primates; Galagidae
Gene: CFI
Product: complement factor I
Exons: 13
Coding region: 74-1813 (579 amino acids)
Biological process (GO): proteolysis
Cellular component (GO): membrane
Molecular function (GO): protein binding; serine-type endopeptidase activity
Source: RefSeq, a predicted model, not a curated record